AGAGCUUCUGCUUUUUGUUGAUGGGCUGGUCUCCUUCAGAAAUAAUUGACUGACAUGGGUCUUGAAAAAGAGAAGCCGUGAGCUAAUGUAUUUGUGUUGACCACUGAGUGUGAUCUCAUUCUAUCUUCCUGUAUUUAAAGAUAUGACAAAGGAAACACCUCUCUGAGAGAUGCGUCGCCGGACAAGACGAAAGGAGUCACGCAACACUAUAAACCUUUUAUUCGGUUUAUAUAAAUUUUUUUGGGAUAUAAUGCUAUAGCAUAUCUGGGCUUUUCUCAAUACCGUGAUAGUUCCACAGAAACAUGUCAUUGAACAAUUCCAGCAGAAACAAUGUCGGCAGUGCCAACCCAGAGAGCAUGAGAGGUCUUGAGAUUGACUUCUUGCACAUUGCUCUGAUGGGCCUGUCCGCAUUCGUAUUUCUGGUUUCUUUAUUGAUGACAUGUCUAUGGACCAAACAGUAUCGUAAACUGAUGAGGACUAUCCGGGAUCUGAAGCUCCGGCCACCUUUGCCUCUGCCACGAGCAGAUCCCCCCGAAAACUCCUACGCAUCCGAAGUCCCCAUGACGUUUGUGACAGAGGACAAAUACCAACCCCUGCAGGAAGCCACCUUUUCAAGGCAGGACACCAAGUCAGCCUGGAGACCAUUACAAAGGGCAGCACACCUAAACAGGGGUGACCUGACCCUGCUGCAGCUGAUCAAGGCAGGCCGAGAGGGGGCCUUCUACAAGGCCAAGAUGUCCCGCGGCACCUGCAAAGGUCACACCAUGUUCACCUGCAAGGUCGCCAAGGAGAGCGUGACCUAUAAGCAGGUGCAGAGGGAGAUGACCAUCAUGAGGAAGCUGGGCAACCAUAAGAACCUGCUGCAGCUGCUGGACUGGGACGUCACUCAGACUCCCUACUUCCUGGUAAUGGAGUUUGUGGCCAAUGGGACACUGAGGAGCUUCCUGCAGACCAAUCAGGACAGACUGUCUGGUGACACCGACCUGCAGCACCUCUUCACCAUAGCAGCCUACCACAUAGCACAUGCCAUGGACCACCUGCGCAACAAGAUGGUGGUGCACUGUGACCUAGCCUUGAGAAACAUCAUGGUCAACAGCUUUCCUCGAGAGGUGAAGGUGGCCGAGUUCAGCUUGGCAAGAGAUUUGACGCGCAUGAGAAGUCACAGGACCAGCAAGAAGCAUGGAGACCCUGAAAAAGUCCCCUUGCGAUGGUAUCCCCCGGAGUACUUCAAGGAGAAGUACUUCGGCUUCAAAAGUGAUGUCUGGUCUUUUGGAAUUGUGCUGUGGGAGAUGGAAACAUUUGGUACACUGCCAUACCCCAAUCUGGACUCCCCAGAAGACGUGAAGCGACAAAUUUGUGCAGGGUACAGGAACGCAGAGCCUGCUGGAUGCAGAGAAGAGAUUCUGCAGUUGAUGCGGGACUGCUGGAUGGAGCCGUACACUCACAGACCUUCCUUCAAAGACAUUGUUAGAGUGUUGGAGAACAUACUGGAAAAUGAUGCAGACUAUGUGGAUGUCGACAACAAAAGGUCAAAGAGCUAGCUACCGUAUGUUAAGUUGAUGGAAAGAUUAACAGGGAAAUGUUUCUACGUAAGUUGCAAAAUUCCGGUUAAUGAUUCGCAUCAGAUAUGUGGUGGAUGAUGUGGAAACAAUUGUAACACUUCAGUGUCUAUGAUGUUCAAUCACUGGCAUCUCAGAGGUAAAAUGUUUGUGAUAUGGGUGUUGAACGUGUUAUUUUAGACAUUAAAAUAGUUAACAGUGUGCACUGUAAGGAGAAGUGACACUCCAGCUGCAUACUGGUUCCUUUUCUCAGAACUGAACAAGCAAGAAUGGUGGUGACGUGAAUUCGAUAGAAAUGUAUGACAGUUUUAUAGGGAAUCAGUCUGUUCCUCUGCAUCGGACAAGGAGUUCUACUGUAUUUUUUAAAACUUUCAUUUCCAUAUUCCACCUUAACAUGUGUGGUGGAUGUAUUUUCCAUUUGAAAGUGAAAGGCUAUGAAACGUGAUUUGUGUACAAAAGUGCUAUUUUACUGAAAGGUGCUGUAGAU
Messenger RNA from Engraulis encrasicolus (European anchovy), 2046 nucleotides. Its product is annotated as fibroblast growth factor receptor homolog 1-like. NCBI's taxonomy places the organism in Eukaryota, Metazoa, Chordata, Actinopteri, Clupeiformes, Engraulidae. The record is from RefSeq and is a predicted model, not a curated record. Gene Ontology annotation, cellular component: signaling receptor complex; plasma membrane. Gene Ontology annotation, biological process: positive regulation of kinase activity; protein phosphorylation; multicellular organism development. Gene Ontology annotation, molecular function: growth factor binding; transmembrane receptor protein tyrosine kinase activity; ATP binding. The coding region runs from base 303 to 1541 and encodes 412 amino acids. The transcript has 12 exons.